AUGGCAACAGCAACCUCACCAGAGGGAAGAAUCAGCUAUAGUGAUAAUGGAUUAUGGAAGGAUGGACAAAAGGAGCAAUUAAAAAGAGUUAUAGAUUUUUGCAAAAUCUUUGGUCCACAUAUGGGUAUUCAAAUAGCUCAUGAAGGAAAAAAAGCAUCAACUGAACCCCCAUUUCUUGGACAUAGAAACAAGGUUUACCAUUUGAUGACCCUAAAGGAUGGAAAGUUUGAAGAUAAUUAA
Messenger RNA from Dictyostelium purpureum, 240 nucleotides. RefSeq lists its product as uncharacterized. Lineage: Eukaryota; Evosea; Eumycetozoa; Dictyosteliales; Dictyosteliaceae. Gene Ontology annotation, cellular component: intracellular anatomical structure. Bases 1 to 240 code for a protein of 79 amino acids. The transcript is spliced from 3 exons. The record is from RefSeq and is a predicted model, not a curated record. Gene Ontology annotation, molecular function: NADPH dehydrogenase activity; FMN binding; NADP binding.